UAUUUGACUUACCUCUUAUCCUUAAGGAAUACAUAUGGAAGGGUGUUUGCUUUUUCUCAUAGGUUUGGAUGAAGGGGAAGAUAAAAAUUCUGUAUCGUGUAUGUACUCUAAUACCAGCAACUGCUGGGUACUAGAAAUACAGGGCAAAGUAAGACAGUACCUUCAUUUAGUUUCCAUUUUAGUGGGACAGACAAUAAGUAAACAAUAAUUGUAGCUUCUACAUUCUAUUAAGGAAAUAAACAUAGUAUAGUGGUAUAAAAAAAAACAAAAUAAGUUUAGGAUAGGGGAGUGUAUGAGACAGGGUGGUCAUAGAAGUCUCCUCUGAGGAGGUAUUAUUUAAGCUGACACAUGAAGGAUGAGGGGAACAGCUUGUGAAGAACUAGGGGUAAAGCAUUUCUGACAGAAUACCAAGUGCAAAGGUCCUGAGACAGGAGAAAGCUCGGCACACUCCAGGAGCUAACAGAAGGCCAGUGCAGGCCAAAAUGUAGCUUGCAGGGUGAAGAGUGGUUUGAGGCAAGGUUGGGGGUUGGUAGCUAUGAGAUCACCAAGCUCUGUAGUCCAUAGUAAAGAGUUGGAAUUAUAUAUUUCUGUAUAAAGGAAAACUGGAAAGGUCUAGCAGGGGAGUAAUAUGAUCUGAUUAACACUUUAAAACUGAUUUUGGCUACUGUGUGGAGAUUGAAUGCUGGUGGAGAGUGAAUUUAAGAAUAGAAGCUGGAAGAGACAAUUGUCCUGGAAAGAUGAUGGAGAUUUGGUCUAGAGCAGUGGUUCUCAACCUCAGCUGUGGUUGCCUGAGGAGCUUUUUGAUUGUUUUAUUCUUUUUUCUAUAUUUUGUUUUUUUUUUUUUUUUUUUUGGAAGAGACUGGGGUCUCAGUAUGUUGCCAAGUUUGUCUUGAACUCUAGAGCUUAAAAGGUUCUUCUGCCUCAACCUCUCAAAUAGCUGGGACUAUAGGUACCGUACCACCUUGUCUAACUAAAAAUCUUAAUGCCUAAGCUUCACCCCAGGCCAUUUAAAUCAGAAUUUCUUGAGGUUGGCCCAGGAAUAAGAUCUUUUAAAGUUUCAUAGGCAAUUCCAAUGUGCAGUCAAGACUGAAGAUUGUUGGUGUAGAGGUAUGGCAGGGGAGCUGCGUGGGGUAGAUUAACCUGAAAUAUAUUUUGCAGGUUCAACAGACAGGAGUUGCUAAUACAUUAAAUUUCAGUGGGAACUGGUGAGAAAAAGGACUCAGUUUUUUGGCUUUCAUAAAUGAAUUGAUCAUGUCAUUUACCAAGACAGGAAAGACUGAACAUUGAGAAAGAAAAUCAAGAGUUCUGUUUUGAAUAUGUUGAGUUUGAGAUGCCAGUAAGUCUUUCAAGUGGGGAAUGACUCCAUUCAAUUGGAGAAUCCAGCUAUGAUUGAGCCUGGAGCUCAGAGAAGAGAUCCCUGUUAGAGAUGAAAAUAUGUUCUCUGUUUUGGAGGGGAUAUCCUAAAUAUCACAGGGAACAUGCUCCUGGCACUCUGGAGAGUAGAACAAAAUCAACUGAGUGACAUCAUUACCUUGGUGGCAAAAUGCAGUCUGGAGAUACAGGAGAAAUUUGGGAUCUAUCACACCAGAGAAGGCCAGGACCUGCAGUUAAAGAUAGGUCUGUCUGCGGGUCGGAUUUCCCAGGUUAUUGUUGGAGAUGAGCGACAGCAAUACCUCUUGGUGAUUGGGCGGGAUGUAGAUGAUGUCCGGUUAGCUCAGCGUUUGGCUCAGGCAAAUGAGAUUGUCCUAUCCUGGAACUGCUGGAUGCUCUGCGAGCAGUAUAUGUUUGAAGUGGAAAUCAUGAGGGAGGAUGAAGCUGUGAAGUUAAGAGAUAUGCGGAUCAUUGACCCAUUUGAUUUUGAUGAGCAUUUUGACAAGUGCCUCGAUUAUCUACCACAUUACCGUACAAGUGCUGAGACUCUAAGAACUGCACUGGAAUUGGAUCCACACUCUGAUCUUGACCAAAAGCUGCGGAAACACAUAAUGAAAAACCUUUUGAAGAAGAUUGAUGAAGGCCAGCCUGUAGAGUAUGUAUCUGAAUUCCGUACGGUGACUCUGGUUUUGGUCAGCCUGGAGUUCCACAAGACAGCAUGGAUGUUGCAUUUGUGUCAUCUUAUCCAGGAGUCUGCCUUAUACAUCUCCACAGUCAUUGAGAAAGGGGGUGGCCAGCUGAGUCGGAUCUUUAUGUUUGAGAAAGGCUGCAUGUUCCUCUGUGUUUUCGGCCUUCCUGGUGAUAAGAAGCCAGACGAGUGUGCACAUGCCCUGGAGAGCUCCUUCAGCAUCUUUAGCUUCUGCUGGGAGAAUCCUGCUAAGACCAAACUUGUUUCCAUCAGUAUCACCAAUGGACCAGUAUUCUGUGGCGUGGUUGGAGCAGUAGCAAGACACGAAUAUACAGUUAUUGGUCCAAAAGUGAGUCUUGCGGCCAGAAUGAUAACUGCUUAUCCAGGUUUGGUGUCCUGUGAUGAGAUAACAUAUCUAAGAUCCAUGCUACCUGCUUACAACUUCAAGAAACUACCGGAGAAAAUGAUGAAAAACAUCUCCAACCCAGGGAAGAUAUAUGAAUAUCUUGGCCACAGAAGAUGUAUAAUGUUUGGAAAAAGACAUUUGGCAAGAAAGAGAAACAAAAAUCGCCCUUUGUUAGACCGGGAGAAAGAAUUGGAAGCCUUCCAAAUGGCACAGCAGAGGUGUUUGCACCAGAAGAAGGGACAAGCAGUUCUGUAUGAAGGUGGAAAAGGCUAUGGAAAAAGCCAGCUGUUGGCUGAAAUAAACUUCCUGACACAGAAGGAAGGGCAUAGGGUAUUGCCAUUGAUGCUGAAGGAAGCAGAUUCCAAGCAGUGCUUCUAUGCCAUCCAGACCCUCAUGGCCAUCUUCUUUGAAAUUGAUACAUGCCCAGCCUAUUACCGGCAAGAGUGCCUACAAAGACACCUUCGUGGGAUAGUGGAAGAACAACUUCACUGCCUUUUUAAUGACCUCUUAUUUGUGAAGUUUCCUUUGUCCUUCAAAGUUUCGCACAUGGAUGACGUGGCCAGACAAAAGAAGGUUAAAGCAUGUUUUAUUAAAGUACUUCAGGAGGCAGCGAGGGAAACACCACUGAUUUUCCUCAUUGAUGAGGCCCAGUAUAUGGAUGCAGCUUCCUGGGAGUUUUUGGAAACAUUGCUCUCCAGUAUGCCCAUCAUCAUGGUGAUGACGUUGACCCCUAUCUUCACCCUGUGUGGCUGGGCCCAGCAUUUCCUGCAGAGCCCUCAAGCUAUCCUUAUGCCUAUUACGAAGUUGGCAACAACCUCGCUGUUGAGAAUGGCAUGUUGGGAGCUAGGGGUGGUGAGCAUCCCCCAAGAGCUGCAGAUCUACCUUCACAGGUGCUUUGGAAAUCCCCUUUAUUGCGAGGUCCUAUGCCAGGACCUUCUCUCUAAGGACAUGUUGCUCUUUCAUGACCUACAAAAGGAGGAAGAGGAAAACAGCAAGUGGGAAACCCUCUCAGCCAAUGCCAUGAAAUCCAUAAUGUAUAGUAUGUUUCCUGCCAACUCUGAAGAAGGCCAGGAACUUUAUGUCUGCACAGUCAAGGAUGAUGUGAACUUGGAUACAGUACUUCUCCCACCCUUUCUGAAAGAAAUAGCAGUAAGCCAACUGGAUCAACUGAGCCCAGAGGAACAGUUGCUGGUCAAGUGUGCUGCAAUCAUUGGGCACUCCUUCCAUAUAGAUUUGCUGCAGCACCUCCUGCCUGGCUGGGAUAAAAAUAAGCUACUUCAGGUGUUGAGAGCUCUUGUGGAUAUACAUGUGCUCUGCUGGCCCGACAAGAGCCAAGAGCUUCCUGCUGAACCCAUAUUAGUGCCUUCCUCUAUCGACAUAAUUGAUGAAACCAAAGAGAAGAAAACAAAGUUAGAUGGUGGUUCAGCCUCUCUUCUCAGGCUAAAAGAAGAAUUAUCCCUACCUCAAACUGAGGUGUUGGAAUUUGGAGUGCCUCUACUACGGGCAGCUGCUUGGGAGCUCUGGCCCAAGGAACAACAGAUAGCUUUACACCUCGAAUGUGCCUGCUUUCUCCAAGUUUUGGCCUGCCGCUGUGGGAGCUGCCAUGGAGGAGACUUUGUCCCCUUUCACCGUUUUGCAGUUUGUUCUACUAAGAAUUCCAAGGGGACCUCUCGAUUCUGUCCUUACAGAGAUACUGGCUCAGUGCUAACACAAGUGAUCACAGAAAAAUUGCAGCUGCCUUCUCCCCAAGAUAGUUUUCCAUUCCAGAUGAAACCAUCCAGAACUCAGGAGGCCUUCUCAAGUGAAUGCUGCAGAACAGAGGAAGAGUUCCUAGAUCAAGUGAAGAGGAAGCUGGCUCAGACCAGCCCUGAGAAAGACCUGUUGACCACAAAGCCUUGUCACUGUAAGGAUAUCCUGAAGUUAGUGCUCUCACCCCUCACCCAGCAUUGCUUGGUCAUUGGAGAAACGACCUGUGCAUUUUAUUACCUGCUGGAGGCUGCGGCUGCCUCCUUGGACCUGUCAGACAAUUAUAUGGCCUUCUUUUAUUUAAGGAAGGCAAGCAGUCUUCUGGGCCAACCCUCAGCAUUUUCAUUUUUGAAAAAACACAAAGUGAAGAUCUGUCAGUUUGAGGAGGCUACUUUCUGCCGUCUUCUGUCAGAGGUCUGUUUCAACAUGGGACACAUCACUUUAGCCAAAAAAUUGGCUAGGAAAGCCCUUCGGCUGCUGAAAAGGAAUUUCCCUUGGACCUGGUUUGGUGUCCUUUUCCAGACAUUCCUGGAAAAGUAUUGGCAUCCCUGUACCCUGAGCCAACCUCCAAACAACCCUAGUGAGAAUAAGAAGAAUUUGGCAGUUCUGCAGCAGCAGUUGCAUUGCCUGUCCCUACUCUGGCAGCUCUAUAACCUGGAGGCCACAGCCAGUAGCUACAGGUUUGCCUGCCUGGCUACUCUUAUGCAGAAGAAUUCAGCCGAGGAGUUUGCAAAUGAAGCCCAGGUUGUCUCUACCUAUGUGGAGCUCUCUCAGUUCUCCCAGAGCAUGGGCAUCAAGGACAAGUGGCUGCACUGUGAGCAGAUGGCCAUUCAGAAAAGCAGUUUAUGUUGGUUCUCCAGGGAGGGAUUGUUGGCCACAGCUCAGCUCAUGCAGGCCCUGGCCUACACCAAGCUCUGCCUUGGCCAUCUUGACUUCUCCAUCAAGCUGGGUUUUCAAGCUCGUGAGAUAUGCAGACACCUCAAGAAACCAGCUCUGGAGAAUCUGGUUCUCUCAGUUCUCUUCAGAUCUGCAUUUCUGAAGAAGAAAUUUGGCCUGUGUGUCCAUGUACUGGAGAGUCAGUGGGCGCUCAUUUCUCAGGGUUAUGAUGUCCUUGGCCUGGCCUGCUUUUACUCUGCUUGCUUAGAUCUGCUGCUCUACGGAAAAGGAUUGCUGUUUCGGCCCUUUAGUGAGUGUCUGCGUUUUGUUCAAAUCUACGAGCACAGCCGUGUUCUGACCUCUCAGAGCAAUGUCAUGCUGGGGGUCCACUCCUCCCUGGCCAUGUGGUUUGCCCAGGAAUCACAGUGGGGCCUGUUUGAGCACUAUUUCUCCAAGGCUUGCCAGUUGGUGAAAAGAACCAAUGCUUCGCUAUUUGGUGCACAUGGCUUUGUCCGAUUCCUAGAGUGCCAUGUGCUAAUGUUACAGAAAAUACCAGAGGGUAUCUUCAUGCAUAUUCCUCUAGAGCUUCGCAGCCAAACCCUUGAGUACUUUAAGGAGUUCUUCUCUCGAUGUGUGACCUGCCCUGUCUAUCACCAGUGGGUAUCUGAGCUUAAGGCCUCUGUAAUGAGAUGUGAAAAGAGAGAAUUCAUGUCCCUGACUAACAGCAUCAGACCUUUUGACACUUGCUUGACCAGGAUUUGGAUAAAAGGAGAAUUUCUGCAGGAAAAUAACUCUUAGAAAAGAAAUUUAGGAAUACAGAGUAAGCAUUUCUUCCUGGAACCCUUGUGUGAGAGACAUAAAGACAGUCUCAGAUUCUUACUCAUGAGCAGUCAAAGGCUGCACUUCUGAAGUAAAAAGGGACACACAGAUGUAAGGAGUUAGUCCUUGCUCCAGAGGUAAGUAUAAUCCUCUUCCUAAUGCUAGGCCCUGCCUGGACAGAUAGGAAUCCCUUCUAUUGUUAAACAGCAAUUUCUUCAGCUUCUCUCAGCUCUUUGUUUCAGUAUUGGUAACCCUUAGGCAUAGAAAGUUCUUCCUUGCUUUUAGCCAAAGCAAUUGGGUUGUUUCCUUGGAAUAACUGGAUGGUCACUAAGGAGAGAAAAAGGUCUUAGAAGUCACAAUGUCUGUGAAGGUGAAUGAUAACAUUAGGCAAGAAAAGGAGAGGAAAGAAUAUAGUUCCUUUCCUCAGAGCCCUGCAAAUCUCCUUCUUUCCCAGGGCCGCUAUUAACUUUGUAAUUGCUGAGGACAUUCUUUGUAUUUAUCACAUUCUUUAUGUUCCUUCUUUCAGGAUUUAACAGAGUGGCUGAUGUCAAGGAGAACAAGGAUGCAGAAGAAACUCAAGAUGUAUGUGUUAAAAGAACAAUAAGCUGAAGGGACCAUGAUUCUCUUAUUGUAUAUAACACAAGGAAAUGCCC
Molecule: messenger RNA, 6559 nt
Organism: Macaca mulatta (Rhesus monkey)
Lineage: Eukaryota; Metazoa; Chordata; Mammalia; Primates; Cercopithecidae
Source: RefSeq, a predicted model, not a curated record